Molecule: messenger RNA, 8191 nt
Organism: Phalacrocorax carbo (great cormorant)
Lineage: Eukaryota; Metazoa; Chordata; Aves; Suliformes; Phalacrocoracidae
Source: RefSeq, a predicted model, not a curated record
CCCGGCCCGCUCCACUCCCUCCCGCACCUCGCCGUCGCUCGCCCGCCUCCGGCACCGGCGCCCCCUCCCCUCCUCUCUUUCCUUCCUUUCCCGCCGGCUCCCGCCGCCACGCCAGCGCGGGGCUCGGGGGGAGCGCGCAGGCCGCGGUCCCGCUGGCGGCGGGUGGGCGGGCUGACAGGGGCCUCCCGCCGCAGGUGAGGGGCCCGGCCGCCGCCGCCGCCCUUUGUGUGGACCUCGCCGGGGCGGGAGCGGCCCCGGCCGGGCAGGGACUUCACCCCCGCCCCGGACCCCACCGCAUCCCACCUCGGGGCCUCCCGGAGCGGCGGCGGCGAAGGCCUCGGGGCGCCGCCGCCGCGUUUGUCCGCAGGCCGGCGGGGCCGGAGGAGCCGUUCCAUGGGGAGAGGCGGGCGGCGGGACGGGUCUCGCCGCGGGCUAGGGCGGCGGUGGCUGGCCUCCGAGCUCCCCGGCCGCCCCCGCGCCCCGCGGCCCCGCCGCGCCGCUGCCUGAGGCGGCGGUGGCUCGGCUGUGGGAGGCCCGGACGGCGGGGAGCCAGGGGCGGGCAGCAGCCGCGGCGGACCAUGCCGGAGCGGGCCGUGCCGGGGGCCGCUUCUCCAGUUUGAAAGUACCUCUGCUUUCCCGUCUUCUCUCCUUAAAUGGUUGUCGCUUCCCACCUCCCACGUAGGGAUGAGUUAGGCUCGGAGCCGGCGCCGACGCGGGUACCCGCGCAGAGCCCUCGGUAAGCCAAGAGAGAGCUGCUCCCUGGGCUGCCUCCCUCACCCUUCCCAAAUGUGAGCACAUCGCAGCCAGCACAGAGAAGGGCCUCCUCUUGUCUUCAAGGCACUUGCUUCUGCCUCCCAUUCUUUUGUCCAAAAAAGAAAAAGCCAAACCAAACCAGUCUACAAAGAACUUGUGCUGAUCUAAGGAGGAGGCAGUGGAAUCUCAGUCACCUCUUUGCCUCCCAAGAAUCCUGGGUGUGGGCUGGAUUUUCUGCCCUCGACUUCAGGGGAUCAGCUACAGGGAAAGAGGAUCUUGGAUACUUUUGAUUUUUGUUUUUACUUGAAUCCUUUCAACCGAGAAGCUGAAGCUGUCACUGCUAAAAUCACGGGUUUUUUUCCCAAGCAUGUCAGAAAGCUGGCAGCAGCAACAGCAGCAGCCACAGCAGCCGCCGCCACCGCAGCAGCACCACACUGGGGCAGCCGCCCUCCCAGAGCACUCCAUCCCACCCAGCACUGCUGACAACCCCUUGGGCUGUGCUGUCUACGGCAUUCUGCUCCAGCCAGACCCCGGUCUGCAGCACCACCAGCACGCCCCCAUCCAGGCUGGAGAGCCAUCCCACAAAUGUGGUGUGUGUGGCCAUGAUCUCGCUCACCUCUCCAACCCCCAUGAGCACCAGUGCUUGCCAGGCCAUGACCGCUCUUUCCAGUGUACCCAGUGCCUGAAGAUCUUCCACCAGGCCACUGACCUCCUUGAACACCAGUGCAUCCAGGUGGAGCAGAAGCCCUUUGUGUGUGGCGUCUGCAAGAUGGGCUUCUCCCUCCUGACCUCGCUGGCACAGCACCACAACGUCCACAAUGGCAACACCAUGAAGUGCUCUAUCUGUGAGAAGACCUACAAGCCUCCUGAGGCAGAGCAUUCACAGCCUCUCGACCCCUCUGAGAAGCCCUACAGCUGCUCCAUCUGUCAGAAAACCUUCAAGCACCUCUCAGAGCUGUCCCGGCAUGAGCGCAUCCACACAGGUGAGAAGCCAUACAAAUGCACGCUGUGCGACAAGAGCUUCAGCCAGUCAUCCCACCUGGUGCACCACAAAAGGACGCACAGCUCAGAGCGGCCCUACAAGUGCACGGUGUGCGAGAAGACCUUCAAGCACCGCUCCCACCUGGUACGCCACAUGUAUGCGCACUCAGGUGAGCACCUCUUCAAGUGCAAUGUCUGUGAGCUUCACUUCAAGGAGUCAUCGGAGCUGCUGCAGCACCCCUGCACGCCCAGUGGGGAACGGCCCUUCCGCUGUGGUGAGUGCCAGAAGGCCUUCAAGCGCCCCUCAGACCUGCGGCAGCACGAGCGCACGCACAGUGAGGAGCGGCCCUUCAAGUGUGACCUCUGCCAGAUGAGCUUCAAGCAGCAGUACGCCCUUAUGCGCCAUCGCCGCACACACAAGGCCGAGGAGCCCUUCAAGUGCAACCUGUGCGAGAAGGGCUUUGUGCAGCCCUCGCACUUGGUGUACCACCAGCACGUGCAUGGCAUAGAAAACCUCUUCAAGUGCAACGUGUGCCAGAAAGGCUUCAACCAGUCCUCAGAGCUGCUGCGGCACAAGUGUGUGCAGAAUGCAGAGCGGCCCUUCAAGUGCGCGGUGUGCAACAAGUCUUACAAGCGGGCCUCGGCUCUGCAGAAGCACCAGCUGGCCCACUGUGCUGAGAAGCCACUCAAGUGCACGCUCUGUGAGAGACGUUUCUUCUCCUCCUCUGAGUUUGUGCAGCACCGCUGCGACCCAGCCCGCGAGAAGCCCCUCAAGUGCCCUGACUGUGAAAAGCGGUUCAAGUACGCCUCAGACCUUCAGCGCCACCGGCGUGUGCACACGGGCGAGAAGCCCUACAAGUGCCCCUCCUGUGAGAAGGCCUUCAAGCAGCGUGAGCACCUCAACAAGCACCACAGCGUGCACGCCCGGGAGCAGCAGUACAAGUGCAUGUGGUGUGGGGAACGGUUCCUGGACUUGGGCCUGCUGCAGGAGCACAGCGUCCAGCACACGGCUGAGGGUGCCUACCAGGUGGCUGCCUGCUUGCCGUGAGCGCCCCCACCCCUCAGCGGCUUUCAGCUUGCAUGUGACGCUCCUGAGCCUCGGCCUCCCCUUCACUCUCCUCGGUUGUAGACAGCCUCCAGGGAGUUUGUGGGAAAGGGGAGGUAUGGUGGGGUGGGCAGGUAAACUUUCCUCUGGCCUCUGUGGUUGAUAUGUCACCUGUAUAUCAGGGGCGAUGGACGAUGUGAAGAGCUCAAAGAGGGGGAGAGGAAAUGAUGCCUGUAGUUGCUUGGCGUUCCCUGGGCUGUAGUUCACGCUGUACCUGCAGUUCCAGUGCUGGGAGCUCAGCUGCCCACUGUGGCCACCAGCCCUUCGUGUGUGUGGUCUCUUUCCCCUGUCCUGCCUGGUGGGGACAGCUGGGUAACUCUCCUCCUGCAGAGGGCUGGGCAGCAAGGCAGAGCCAGCUCUCUCUUCUCCCGGUGUGCGCUGCUCGGCAAGGGAGUAGCAGGUUUCCACUGCUGGGAUCUCCCAACUUUCUUGGUCUGAGCUCAGCUGAGAGGACCAUUUUGGAUCGUUAGCAUUGAUUGACUGCCCCAACCUCCCCUGCUCUCCCUUUUUCUAGAGUGUAGAAAGGGAAAAGCCAUGGGGCUGCACAGCUCCAAAAAGCACUUUGGCAUUGCUGCUUUUGCAGUCACUGGCUGUCACACUCUGCAAGGGUUCUGAGCGAGCCUGACCACCCCUGUCCCUGCCAGCAGCAUGGGGAAGAGGAGCAAGUGCUACACUGCUACCAGAGAGCAUGGUGAGGAGAGCCUCCGUGCCGUACACCCGGCUAAGAGCUUAGCAUUUAAGAGCUGCUUCCUGAGCGACCUAGCUCUCCUGCCAAGACUUACCUGCAGCCCCCAGGCCCUUUCCCUUCUUGUAGCGCUUGGGCUGUUAGCGUACCUCCAGGGGUGUCAGGCAAAGGGCCAACCCAGAAGUUCAAACACUAAAGGGUGAGGUGAACACUACUAAUAACCUGCAACCUUGGAGGCGUUACCAUUGCUGACACUGUGUGCUGGGGGGGCAGGUUGGUGUCUGAUUUGCUGGGGGAAACCAGAGCAAGCCAGGAGAGUCCUUCCUGGCCUGCAGGCUCUGCUCCACAGGGAGAGGAAGGUUAGCAGUGGGUAAAGGAGGAGUGUAUUUUUCCCCCCUCUUGCAGGAGUCCUGUUUUACCCCUUUACUCUUUCCUUACCUCUUCUUUAUUUUUCAGGUUUUGCACAGUUCUUGUAAACAUCACUUAAAAAUAAAUUCCCCCUAGCAAGGUUGAUGCAGCCUCAGGUGUUUUCCUCUGCAGGAUUUUGCUGGCUUCUCAUGACCAAGAGACCCAUGAUGUGCCAGUUAGAUGCCUUGGAGGUUGAAGGUGUGCUUACUAGGUUGCCCACCAGCCUUCCCCUCUCUGUCUUUGGAGAUGUUGAGGUGUUAAAUAUCCAUCUGUGGAGAUAUUCAAGCCCUGACAGGGUUCCGUCCUGGAUGACCUGCUGUAGCUGACCCUGCUCAAUCAGGGAAUUGGACUAGAUGAUAUCCAGAUGUCCCUGCUAGCCUCAGCUCUUCUGUGUCUUGUCUGUCCCUUGUAUGAGGUAGGAGUCUUGUGACGAGCAAUAGUGAACAGCAGCCAGUAAGCUGCCCAUGAGCUGCACAGGUGAUUAGGACAAGAUUAAUAUAUGUUGUUCACGGCAAGUAUAGACAGAUUAACCUUGCAAAGAGUUGGGCUGUGCCUGCUUUGGUGGUAGGGAAUGCUCAUCCAAAAGGUGGAGAAAUGCUUUCAUUUCCAUUUCCAGCAUGCUGAGGGGGAACAGGGUGCAUUUUCAGGGGCUGGGACAGUUCAUGAAGAGGUCUGGGGGCUAAGUCUUCUUUGUGUGCAGCUUUAAGGAGGUUAAAGCAGAUCUUGCUCUGUGCUGCCCAAGGAAGAGGGACCGAUGAUUAUCUUACUUCACGCUGCCUCAGAAAUGUAGAACUUCCUACCAAGUUUUCUGUCUAUGUUUCUUUUUCCUUUUUUUUUUGCCUUUCUUUUAAAGCAGUUCGUUAAUAUUCAUUAAAAAAUACUGUAUAGUUUAACCUGAUGUCAUACUGGAUCUUUUUUAAAAAAAAAGAUGUGAUAAUUUGGAUUUCUAAAGAGCUCUUUGGUUCUAGGUAGCUGGUUUUUGCUGUUUAAUAUGUAGUAAGUUCAGUGUAUGCUUUACUGUAGGAGUAAAACCAAGGAAGGUUAAUCUUGUCUUUACAGAAGGGCUUGGUGGUGACGGAGGCUGUGACUGUGGGACGGCCAGGCAGGGAGCACAGCACCCAUCUGAACCCUCGCUCUGUUCCUACCUUGGGCUGUGGUUAGCUCUGCUCUUGCCUGAAGCAGCCUGGUGCAGCUGCCACAGGUCCCACAGAGAUGGGGGUUCAGGGGUCGCCCAACUGCUUGAGCACAGCACUGGUAGCCAGGGUCAGUGCCCAGAGCUGGGAGCUUGCAGAGCCUCUGGGGGCCUUUGUGGCAGUAUUUCUUUCUAGGGAAGCUGCUGGCUAGAGGAGGGGUUUGGAGAAAUUUAGUGUGGCCCCCGAAUGGCUGUGCCCCUCUCUCUUCCCUCCUCAGGGGCCUGGGUGGCUGGACAGCCUCAGGUGCUUGGGGCAGAGGAUUGUGGUGGGUCCCAGACAUAGCUUCGUACCAUGUGCUGGCCACGGAGCUGCCAGAUCCUGUCACCUUGGUACCAGCUGGGUGCAGGGACUGUUGGGGAGCAUUUCCCUCAUGUUGAGCAUCUGGGAAAGCCCUUGGUGUCCCAGCAAUGAGCUCCAGCUCCACUUAGGACUUGGAAACAGCCAAGCAGCACGCCGGGCAGAGAGAGCAUCAUCAGGCUAUGCACUCGGGGGUCUGUGCCUGGCGGAGAGGGAAUGCUGUGGGGAGCUUGGCGCGGAUGAGCCCAGGUCCCAGUCAUCAGCCAGUGCCUCUGAGUAGGGGCCUUCAGGUUCAAAAACAUCUUGGUGCAGAGUUAGAGCGUCAUUAAGUAGGACUGGCUGUGGGCCCAUGGUGACUCAGUCUCAUCUUGUUUGCUGCCCUGCAACAGCCCAAAUCCAGUAGAAACCUGCAGUGGCUUCUGCUGCCAGACCUCGGUGCUGGCAGGCGGAGGACCUGUGUGGAUUGGGUGGUUGAGCAGCUGUCAAGAGCCUCGGGUAUAUUUUUAUUGGGAGAUUGUUGAGUUGGAAGCAGCUGUCUUGCAUACAGGUGGGCUGGGGGAGCAGGUCUAUCUCCGUUGCUGUGCCUUUGGGUCUUGUUUUGCACCAAGAGGUGGUAGAACUAGCAGGAGGCACAUGAGUGUCAGGAGUGCACAGUGCUGUGUGGGGAGGCAGGGGCUGGCCUGGGGGGGCCAAUGUUCCCUGGGCAUCACACCAUGAAGGGCUCUCUGCUAAUUGCUGGUGUUCCAUUUUCAAACCAAAGAGCAGUUGUGGCCAAAGCCUCUUGGGAGUAAAACAUGUUUCUGCUCUGUCCCUGUGUUGCACUUCGCUUCUGACAUUUAUUUCAAGAGACUUUCAGGAUUCUUCAUGCUGCCUCCACUUUGCCUCUCGCAUCACUCAUCGCCCCACAGCACCCAAGAGGGUUGCCAUGCUGGAGCUGGUGUUUCGCCAGCCUCUUGACAAGUGCUUGCGUGUGUCUUCAAGACCUGGUUGCCAGACUGCCUGAGGUUGCUCUGUAGGGUUAGAGUAGGGGAUGGUCCCUCUCGAAGGGUGGUUCUCUUUGGCAGGCAGCUUCAGCAUAGGAUGCCGCUAGGGAGGCAGCAGGGAGAAUUAGGCUGGCUGAAGGCAGUGUGGAUGUUGUCCAGGAGAUAAAUCCUGCUCUCUAGGGCUGCUGUUCCUCUGGCUUCCUGGGUCCAGGAAGAAGGUAGUCUGUUACCUGGGCUUUUUUUCCAUAUUUGUUUCCCUUUACCCUACCUACAGGAUGCCUUUAGCUGUGUCUCAGCCCCUUUCUCUCCACAGCUAUUUUGCUUACACUUUUAUAAGACCUUCUAGGCUUCUUUGCCCUUUGUUCAGUUCUUUAUUUGUAAGCAGUGGUUUGGUUUUCAUCCCUUUCAUAAUUUUGAUUGUGAGGUCUCUUCCCCCCUCUCCUCCCCUUCCCCUCUGCCCAGUUCUUCUCCCAGGCUGGAUUCAGGUGAUACCAGACCACUGGUGUUGAGGUCAGGUGUUUGGAACCCAAAUCUUGCUGGAAACCAGCAGGUGCUUCUGGUCCUUCCCCCAUGAGGUCGCCCGUCUUACUGGACAUGGAUGGUGCCUGUCGCCUGGCAGCUUGGCUUAGUUGGGUCAUGUCUGUGGUACAGCUGGCUCUGGCGAGCAAGUCCAAGCCAGGACAGACAGGAGCCAGAGCAGAGCUGUAGGAAACAGGCACUGAGGUGAGAGCAGCCAUUUCCGUGGUGGGUCCCUUUGCCACAUCUCCAAGGGUGGGGAGUAAGUUGGUGAAGGGCUGUCACCCAUUCCUAGGGAGAAGUCAUGGCACUGGGGUGGGGUUGGACUUCUCAGUUCCCCUGGGAAUGCCUGUGGAGCAGCUGUGUGCAUUGGGCAGGUGGCUGAGCUGAGUUAGCCAUAGUGUGGACAUUCCUGGGACUGUAGGUAUGCCCAGGUGCCCCUGCCAGCUCUCUGGGGAGCAGACUCCAUCCCAGUGAUGUGGAUGGGAACAAAUACACACUCUGGUCUUGGGGCCCAUGUGCUGGAGUAGGGGGUGAGGGGAAAAGCGUCCUCUGAACAGUGGUUUGGGACCAUCUCUGAGUGCUCAAACCUGCCCUUGCACUGUUACGAGGGAGGAGGGCACUAUCUACACUUCCCUGUGGUAUUUACCAUCAAGUCCAGGCUGCAUCCAGAGCCUGGCUAUUAAUAACAAGCAAAAAAUCCCUGUUGUUCUUCAGAGUUUGACUCUUCCUCUGUUGGGUGGUGAGUUCAUGUGUGGGAAGGUUCCUGCACAUGUAGGCCUAACACUGAGAUGCAAUAACAGUAGGCUGGAAAGGUUUGGGGAUGGCCUGGCUUCUCCCAAGUUGCCAGUCUCCCUCUGCAGCAUUUCCUAGCAGCUGCCUCUGCCACUUUCUGGAUGUGGAGAUGCUGUUCUCGCAGCAUGCCUGGGGUGCUUGGCGGGGAAAGCAGGACCACAGGUGGGAGCUGGACCAUGGGCUUGUCUCUGAAUGCCUCUGAGCCAUGGAUCUGAAGGAUUUCAUGGCUGGUGAGGUACUUGGGCUCCUCCUAACCUGCACUUGUGCCAUUGGCAGAGUUCCCAGGGCCGUGGGAAGUUGCGGCCAAGGAUGAUGAGGUUUGUGUGGCUUGCAGUGCCUUUAACACUGCUCUCCAUGUGUUUCUAAGAUGAUACUCCAUGUAUGUGUGUAUAUAUAUUGUAUUAACACAUCCUGCUCUUCUGUGUGAGUGUCAAAUGGUUUUGCUUUACUAAUAAAUUUAUAGUUAUUUAUACCU